AUGACGACCACCGGUACGAAGAGGAGAAAGCUGGCGCACCAUUCGUCCGACGAUGAGUCGCAGCCGACUUCGUCCGGCCGAAAGGCGCAGAAGGACUUUUUCAGGCACGCUUCCAAUUGGAACCUCGAACAGGACUACGAAACCCGUGCCCGAAAGGGCAAGAAGCAUGCGAAGGAGAGCAACAAACUCCCCCAGAUAAAGACGUCGGAUGGUCGGAUAGAGGUUCUACAAGUGCCGCGAAACGAAGACGACGCGGCGUCCAUUGAGAGUGAUGCGGACUGGCUCGAGGGUCGCGAAGAGGAGGAGAUGGAGUCCGAAACGGAUGAAAUCGAAGCUGCCGAAGUAGUUCCCGCAAUCCCAGAGCCCCAGCAGAUUCUGGAGGCGCAGGAAGAGCUCGCAAAGCUGGCAAUGGCCGUCAAUGAAGAUCCAGAGGCCAAUGUUGCUUCUCUGAAAGCCAUGGCAGAGUUUGGAAAGUCCAAGGUUGCCACCAUCCGGAUGCUGGCGCUCAUGACGCAAAUGACAGUCUACAAAGAUAUAAUUCCAGGAUAUCGGAUACGGCCGCAGUCCGAGGAGCCCAAGAACGAAAAGAUCUCCAAGGAAGUCCGUCAGCUGAGACAGUUUGAGCAGGCUCUGGUAUCAGGCUAUCGCGGCUACAUCAAGGAGCUUGCCUUGUGCGCCAAGUCGGAGACGACACGGAUGCGGAAUGGGAAGAGCCUCUCCAACAUCGCCGUCACUUGCGCCUGCGCUCUUAUGACGUCGGUUCCGCACUUCAACUAUCGUUCUGACCUCCUCAAAAUCCUCGUCGGCAAGCUGAGCAGACGAAGGGUCGAUGAGGAUUCAGCCGAAUGCCUGAAGGCACUGGAGACGCUCUUCUGCGACGAUGAGGAAGGCAGGCCGACACUUGAGGCCGUCUCGCUAUUGGCCAAGAUGAUGAGGGCCCGCGAUUUCGAGGUGGACGAAAGCGUCGUGAACCUCUUUCUGCGCCUUCGCCUCCUGACCGAAUUUGUAGGCAAGGCAUCCCAAGACAGGGUCGAACGACCAAGCGAGAACGCCCCUAAACCGCAGAAGAGAGAGUUCCGCAACAAGAGGGAGAGGAAAGCGAUGAAGGCGCAAAAGGCGCUGGAGAAGGACAUGGCCCAAGCCGACGCACUUGUCAGCCACGAAGAACGCGAUAGAAUGCAAUCCGACACUCUCAAACUUGUCUUUGCGACCUACUUUCGCAUUCUGAAGCAACGCUCACCGCAUCUCAUGGGUGCUGUUCUCGAGGGAUUGGCUAAAUAUGCUCACCUUAUCAACCAGGACUUCUUCGGUGAUCUCCUGGAGGCUCUCAAGGACUUGAUUCGCCAUAGUGACGAAGACGCCGAAGCCGACCCGGCUGAGGCUGGAGAGGAAGAGGAGGACGAGGAUGGCUUGCCUUCCCGAAACUUGACCCGCGAAGGACUCCUCUGCACCGUCACAGCGUUUGCCCUCCUCGCUGGACAAGACGCCCACAACUCUCGAAACGAGCUCCAUCUCGAUCUAUCCUACUUCACUACCCACCUCUUUAAAUCCAUCCUCCUGCUCGCCACCGCUGCCGAUCUUGAAAACACCACCCUCACUCCGUCCUCCUCCUCGUCCACGUCCAAGAUCAAUGUGCAGACCACCACCGUCCUUCUUCUCCGAUCCCUUACCGGUGUCCUCCUACCCGCCUUCAACGCCCGCCAAGUCCCGCCUCUCCGCCUAGCUGCCUUUUGCAAGCAGCUCAUGACCACAACGCUGCAUCUGCCCGAGAAGUCGGCCCAAGCCGUUCUCGUCCUGCUCGGAGACGUCGCUCACGCCCAUGCUAAGAAGGUGAGCAGCCUGUGGCACACAGAGGAGCGCAAGGGCGAUGGCAAUUUCAACCCCUUGAGCGAUUCAGUUGAGGGAAGCAAUCCGUUUGCAUCUACUGUGUGGGAAGGAGAGUUACUGAGGAAACAUUUCUCACCCAAGGUGAGGCAGGGCACCAGGAUGCUGGAAAAGGACAUGUCAGGCUAG
Drechmeria coniospora is the source of this 2013-nucleotide messenger RNA. RefSeq lists its product as uncharacterized. The transcript has a single exon. The record is from RefSeq and is a predicted model, not a curated record. Gene Ontology annotation, molecular function: chromatin binding. Gene Ontology annotation, cellular component: nucleolus. NCBI's taxonomy places the organism in Eukaryota, Fungi, Ascomycota, Sordariomycetes, Hypocreales, Ophiocordycipitaceae. Bases 1 to 2013 code for a protein of 670 amino acids. Gene Ontology annotation, biological process: DNA replication initiation.